UCAGGUCUGUCUAGGAGCUUUUUGACUGUACUUAGAGACAUUCCCUACUGCCCCAGAUAUCGUCGUGGCUGGGAGAUGUUUGUCUCGGUUCAUCUUUGUCAACUUCUCUACGUUUCUCUUGCUCUCAAGGACUGUGCGUCAGGCUUCCCCUUGUUGCCACCUACUGUUGUGGCCUUACCAGUGGAGGUGCCCCCUGUAACCUUCUGUUUGUGUAUUUAUUGUCUCUAUCCAGAUGACUAGUCCUUAAUUUUUUGUUGUUUUGAAUAACCAGCUCAGUUGUUUCCCAGUAACUUUGCCACUGCAAGCUAACUGUGUCCUGACUGGGACAUUGUUCUUGUUUCCUCUUGAAGUUCUAUUCCAGCACCGUCAUUAUCCUUCUGUUACCUUUCCCCUUCCAGUUUUCUUCUUCCCAGUAACCAUUUUCUUAAUGCUUUUUUGCCCUUCUGGUCUUACUUUCUUGUCAUUAAAACUUUCCUUGUGAUCUCACCUAGUACUCUUUUCUUUGCACAUACUCCUUUCAUUUGUAGAUUCAUAUGCUAUCUCCCCUACUUUGUAUUUAAAUCCUCUAGCUAUGCCUUUGAGGGGAAAGGAAUUUUAUCCUAGGUUAUCUGAAUACUUGUGUUCUGGUUUCAGCUGGUGUAGUUAAACACUGGAAGGGCAGUGAUGACUUACUUGUUUAAUCUUAUUUUAUUUUGAUUUUUUAUUGACUCCCUCAGCAACCUUUCCCUUGGUAUAUGUGUUCAUAUAUAAUCACAUACCACAGCCUUAAUACAGACACAUGCACUGAUGCUGCUCAGGGAGAAAAAGCUCUGUAUUGGAAAACCUUUUGGCCAGACUGGGAGGAAUGGUCCACACGGGCUGGAAAUAUACCUAGUAGCUACAUAGCUUGAUUUAGGCCAAAUCAUGUUUGUAAUACCACAUUUUGAACUGGUACUUAGUUCAUAUGGGAUGUAUUUGGGAUGUCUCCUCUUUGGAGAAGUAGUAAGAUACUAUACAGGUACCACGGUACAUAGAUUUUACUGACAAUGAACUGCUGUAAUGUUGUAUGUUGAUAAUUAGGUGUUCAUGUGGCAUCAGCAUUUUGUGUUUCUGAUGGUGACUUGACCAGAAAGAAGUCUUUUCCAUCUGCUUUGUAGCUUCUUGUUUUCAGUAUUUGUUGUCCAACUUCUUAUUUUGUACUGUCUUAGUUGCUUUGGUUCUUAAGGUUGGUUACAUUUCGCAGUCGCCUCAACACCACAUAUUUGAAGUGCAGUUUAAACACUGGACACACUUCCCUCAUGGAGGCAUAGUGAACACAUUUGAUCUCGGAAGUAAUUUGUACACUUAACUCUAGAAUCCUGGUUCAGUGCCUUGUGUUAACAGUGUCUCUGGAGUAAACUUUCCAUUGCUUAUCCAGGGGUCAUUGUAGAAGACAGUCUUAGUUUAGGGACCUGAAUUAGGCAUGUGUGUUCUCCUCCUUGGCUGACAAAAUUGUGGUGGUAGUGGUUUAACAAAAUAAUUUUUCUUCCACCCUACUCCUUUGUAUGCUGAUUUGAACUGGCCUUAAAACUUAGGGCUGUUACUCAAACUGUUGCUUUAAUUUAAAUAGCCUAAGCUAAUUUAAGCUAAGUGGAUGCACACCCUUAUUUCAAUACUGCUUUGGAGGUGCCUCUUUUUUGAUUUAACUUAUUUGUAGUCUUGGUGCAAGUUCUUGGAUUUUAGAUGUAUUAUUAUGAAAACAAUACUGAGUUCUUAGAGAAAGUUCUCAGAUACUUAGCUUAAAAAGUGUUAUCCUACAACUUGCAUGCUAAGAUCUCAGAGUACUGCUUUUCACCUGUUAUGUUUCUUAGGUAGUGCCUAGUUUUGUGUAGUUACAGAUACUUCAGUAGAGCCUAACUUAAUGAUGAGUCAUUUCCCAGGUGCCAGUGGUUUCAUGAAUUGGGACUACCUGGAAUCUUCUCUCUUGCCACGGAAGUUUGAUUUUUUUUUUUUUUCAAUUUUUUUAACUAGUCAAAAGCCCCAUAAAAUUCUAGUGAAUGAAAGAGCCUUUAAAUAUACUCCACUUGCACUUAUACCACUCUCAACAUCAAAUAUUUGUAUUAUGAACAUGAAGUGAAGGAUUUCCUAGUAAGAGGUCAGUGUGUUACCAACUCUGAUGUUGUGCUUCCCAUGCUGUUCAACAGGGUCUCUCUCUGUGCAUCAGAAGGAAGACAGGGCAGAUGUCCCACUUGAAUGGGAUAUCAAGAGGAUGUGCACAGGCAGUCAUAGCAGCCUGCAGGUUGAUACAGUCUUCCUGCUGCACAGACCUGGAAGAAAGAAGAGUAUGGAAAACUUGGCCUUGGAAGUUCUGCGUGUGCUUUAGGAAUACAUGAUCUCAUUUUAAACAGAAUACUUAGGUGCUAGCAUGUUUUUUAGAUGUAUCCUGAAAUUGUAAAAAGAAGCAGGUCAUUCUCAACCUCUGUUCUGCUCUCUGGUGACCCUACCUGGAGCACUGCAUUCAGCUCUGUGGUGCCCAGAACAAGAAAGAUAUGCACCUACUGGAGCAGAUCCAGGAGAGGGCCACAAAAGUGAUUAGUGAUGGAGCACCUCUCCCAUAGCUGAGAGAGUUGGGGUUGUUCAGCCUGGAAAAGAGAAGAUUCCAGGGUGACCUUAUUGAGACCUUCAUUCUGUUUAUAAAGGCGGACUAUGAAAAAGAUGGAGACUUAUUAUGAAGGUCUAUGUUGACAGGACAAAGGACAUAAAUUUUAAAUGGUCAUCUUCCUGGGAAACAUCUUUUUUUUUUUGUAAAGAAUAUAUUGCUGAGUUGCUGUGUUUAAUUGAGUUUAGAAUGCUACUUGACUUGUGAUUCUGAUGGAGGAAUAACAAGAGCUCAGGCUGCUGCACUGGAAGACUUUACAGGAAAUACAAAAUGUCAUCUAAUAGGAGUCAGAACCCACAUGGACUUAAACAGAUUGGUCUCGACCAGAUAUGGGAUGACCUAAGAGCUGGAAUUCAACAAGUUUACACCAGACAAAGUAUGGCAAAAUCCAGAUACAUGGAACUCUACACUCAUGUGUAUAACUACUGUACCAGUGUACACCAGUCUAAUCAAGCACGGGGAGCUGGAGUACCUCCUUCUAAAUCAAAAAAGGGCCAGACACCUGGAGGUGCUCAGUUUGUUGGCUUGGAAUUGUACAAACGGCUAAAAGAAUUUCUGAAGAACUACUUGACAAAUCUCCUUAAGGAUGGUGAAGAUUUGAUGGAUGAGAGUGUGCUGAAAUUCUACACUCAACAGUGGGAAGAUUACAGGUUUUCAAGCAAAGUAUUGAAUGGGAUAUGUGCCUACCUCAAUCGACACUGGGUUCGUCGUGAGUGCGAUGAAGGUCGUAAAGGAAUAUAUGAAAUUUAUUCACUUGCCUUGGUAACCUGGAGAGACUGCUUAUUCAGGCCAUUAAAUAAGCAGGUAACAAAUGCAGUGUUGAAAUUGAUUGAAAAGGAAAGAAAUGGUGAAACUAUCAAUACAAGGCUGAUCAGUGGAGUUGUACAAUCCUAUGUGGAGCUGGGGCUGAAUGAAGAUGAUGCAUUUGCAAAAGGACCGACACUAACUGUCUAUAAAGAAUCCUUUGAAUCUCAGUUUCUUGCUGACACAGAGAGAUUUUAUACACGAGAAAGUACUGAAUUCUUGCAACAGAACCCAGUCACAGAGUACAUGAAGAAGGCCGAAGCCCGCCUUCUUGAGGAACAGCGCAGAGUUCAGGUGUAUCUCCAUGAGAGCACACAAGAUGAGUUAGCACGAAAGUGUGAGCAAGUACUUAUUGAAAAACACCUUGAGAUAUUUCAUACAGAGUUUCAGAAUUUGUUGGAUGCUGACAAAAAUGAAGACUUGGGUCGCAUGUAUAACCUUGUAUCUCGAAUCCAGGAUGGCCUUGGAGAGCUAAAAAAACUUUUGGAAACUCACAUUCAUAAUCAGGGUCUAGCUGCAAUUGAGAAAUGUGGAGAAGCUGCACUAAAUGAUCCAAAAAUGUAUGUUCAGACAGUGUUGGAUGUCCAUAAGAAAUACAAUGCUUUAGUCAUGUCUGCAUUCAACAAUGAUGCUGGCUUCGUGGCCGCACUAGACAAAGCUUGUGGUCGAUUUAUAAAUAACAAUGCAGUGACGAAAAUGGCUCAGUCAUCCAGUAAAUCCCCAGAGCUACUGGCACGAUAUUGUGACUCUUUACUAAAGAAAAGCUCAAAGAAUCCAGAAGAAGCAGAAUUGGAAGAUACACUCAAUCAAGUGAUGGUUGUCUUCAAGUACAUUGAGGAUAAAGAUGUGUUUCAAAAAUUCUAUGCUAAAAUGCUGGCAAAGAGACUUGUGCAUCAAAACAGUGCCAGUGAUGAUGCUGAGGCAAGCAUGAUCUCCAAAUUAAAACAAGCUUGUGGUUUUGAGUAUACAUCCAAGCUGCAGAGAAUGUUUCAAGAUAUUGGUGUAAGCAAGGAUUUGAAUGAGCAAUUUAAAAAGCACCUGACCAAUUCAGAACCAUUAGAUUUGGAUUUCAGCAUCCAAGUGCUGAGUUCUGGAUCAUGGCCGUUCCAGCAGUCCUGCACAUUUGCUCUGCCAUCUGAGUUAGAACGGAGCUAUCAGAGAUUUACUGCAUUUUAUGCCAGCCGUCACAGUGGAAGAAAAUUAACAUGGUUAUACCAGCUGUCCAAAGGGGAAUUGGUUACCAACUGUUUCAAAAACAGAUACACUUUACAGGCAUCCACAUUCCAGAUGGCGAUUUUACUGCAGUACAAUACAGAAGAUGCCUACACUGUGCAGCAGCUGACAGACAGUACUCAAAUAAAAAUGGAUAUUUUGGCACAAGUUCUACAGAUACUGUUGAAAUCAAAACUGCUUGUUUUGGAGGAUGAAAAUGCAAAUGUUGAUGAAGUGGAGUUAAAACCAGAUACUUUAAUAAAACUGUAUCUUGGUUACAAAAACAAAAAAUUAAGGGUAAAUAUCAAUGUGCCAAUGAAGACUGAACAGAAGCAGGAGCAAGAAACUACACACAAAAAUAUAGAGGAAGAUAGGAAACUACUGAUUCAGGCUGCUAUUGUGAGAAUCAUGAAAAUGAGGAAGGUUCUAAAACACCAGCAACUGCUUGGAGAAGUGCUAACACAGCUGUCCUCAAGGUUCAAGCCACGAGUUCCUGUAAUUAAGAAAUGCAUUGACAUCCUUAUUGAGAAGGAGUACUUGGAACGUGUAGAUGGUGAGAAGGACACCUACAGUUACUUGGCUUAGCAUUUUUAUUAGCAAUUACUUGACUGUGUGACACUCGGCAAGUAGGUAUGUGAUGGAAAGAAUGCAAGUGACAGAACUUCAUAGCAGCCACCCUGCUGCCAUUUGGACCUCCCUUUUUAAUGACUGAGGCCAGGACUCCAUCAGCCAGUCUCAGAUUUACAUCAGAACUGCUCAGGAUUGAUACAUUUCAAGUAUGUAAAUAUGGACACCAAUGCCAUUUAACCUAAUUUAAGAACAGAAAGGAAUCAGACCCUUCUCGUUUAAGGGUUGCAUGCUACUGCAUUUAAAUCAAUACAUUGGCUAUAUGAUAAACAGCUGCCAUCACAGGCAGCACUUAUACAUGUUGGCAGCACUUGGAGAGCAAGUCUGAAUGGACCCAUGUGUAAUCUGCUAUGAAAAACCAUUUGUAUAGUGUGUUUCAUUUUUUAAUGUGUGAUAAAUAAUAAAAAAAAAUUAAAA
Messenger RNA from Cinclus cinclus, 5677 nucleotides. It is a transcript of the gene CUL1, whose product is annotated as cullin 1. NCBI's taxonomy places the organism in Eukaryota, Metazoa, Chordata, Aves, Passeriformes, Cinclidae. Gene Ontology annotation, cellular component: SCF ubiquitin ligase complex. The transcript is spliced from 23 exons. Gene Ontology annotation, molecular function: ubiquitin protein ligase binding. The record is from RefSeq and is a predicted model, not a curated record. Bases 2888 to 5218 code for a protein of 776 amino acids. Gene Ontology annotation, biological process: SCF-dependent proteasomal ubiquitin-dependent protein catabolic process; protein ubiquitination.